CCCGGGCAGUUGGCUCGGCGGCGGCGAAGCGGCAGGAGCGGCGGCAGCAGCGGGGCCGCGCGGCGGGGCGCGGGGAGCGGCGGCGGCCGAGCCGGAGCAACAUGGCGCCGGUGGGCGGGGGCGGGCGCCCGGGCGGCGGGCCGGCCCGAGGGCGCCUCCUCCUGGCGGCGCUGCUGCUGCUGGUGCUGAUGUGGGCGCGGGGGGCCCGGGGCCAGGGCGACCCCCAGCGGGGCGCCAUCCUGGGCAUGAGGCUGGCGAGCUGCAACAAAUCGUGUGGGAUGAACGCGGAUGGCAUCAUCUUCGUGUCCGAAGGCAGCACGGUGAACCUGAGGCUGUACGGCCAGAGGCUGGGCUCCAUCUCCAGCAACCUGAUCUCCUUCACCGAGGUGGACAACUCCGAGGCCAUCCACAACUCCACCAACUGUCCCGAGCUCACCAAGGACCUGGUCGUCCAGCAGCUGGUCAACGUGAGCCGCGGGAACACGUCCGGGAUGCUGGUGGUGCUCACUAAGUUCCUCCGGAGGAGCGAGAACAUGAAGCUGUAUGCGUUGUGCACCCGGGCCGGGGUGGAUGGGCCCUGGCAGAGGUGGACCGAUAAGGACUCGCUGCUCUUCAUGGUGGAGGAGGCUGGGAGGUUCCUGCCCCUCUGGCUGCACAUCCUCCUCAUUAUGGUGCUGCUGAUGCUGUCGGGCAUAUUUUCUGGCCUCAACCUGGGGCUUAUGGCCCUGGACCCCAUGGAGCUGCGCAUCGUGCAGAACUGUGGCACCCAGAAGGAGAGGCGCUAUGCCCGCAAGAUCGAGCCCAUCCGGCGCAAGGGCAACUACUUACUCUGCUCGCUGCUUCUGGGAAACGUGCUGGUCAACACGUCCCUCACCAUCCUUCUAGACAACCUCAUCGGGUCUGGGCUCAUGGCGGUGGCCUCUUCCACCAUUGGCAUUGUCAUCUUUGGGGAGAUCGUACCUCAGGCCUUGUGCUCCCGACACGGCCUGGCUGUGGGUGCCAACACUAUCAUUCUCACCAAAUUCUUUAUGCUAGUCACCUUCCCCCUCAGUUUCCCCAUCAGCAAGCUCCUGGAUUUUGUUUUGGGCCAGGAGAUUCGCACCGUUUACAACCGGGAGAAGCUGAUGGAGAUGUUGAAGGUAACGGAGCCCUAUAACGACCUGGUGAAAGAGGAGCUAAAUAUGAUCCAGGGUGCCCUGGAGCUACGGACCAAAACCGUGGAGGAUAUCAUGACCCAGCUCCAAGACUGCUUCAUGAUCCGCAGCGAUGCCAUUCUGGACUUCAAUACCAUGUCAGAGAUCAUGGAGAGCGGCUAUACCCGCAUCCCCGUGUUUGAAGACGAGCAGUCCAAUAUUGUAGAUAUUCUCUAUGUCAAAGACUUGGCCUUCGUGGACCCUGAUGACUGCACCCCCCUCAAGACCAUCACCCGCUUCUAUAACCACCCAGUGCAUUUCGUCUUCCAUGACACCAAGUUGGAUGCCAUGCUGGAGGAGUUCAAGAAGGGGAAGUCCCACCUGGCCAUCGUGCAGAAGGUGAACAACGAGGGUGAAGGUGACCCCUUCUACGAGGUGCUGGGCCUGGUCACGCUGGAAGACGUCAUUGAGGAGAUCAUCAAGUCUGAGAUCCUGGACGAGUCGGAUAUGUACACUGACAACCGAAGCCGGAAACGAGUAUCUGAGAAGAACAAACGUGACUUCUCAGCCUUCAAAGAUGCUGACAAUGAGCUCAAGGUGAAAAUUUCACCUCAGCUACUUCUGGCUGCUCAUCGCUUCCUGGCCACGGAGGUUCCCCAGUUCAGCCCCUCUCUGAUAUCAGAGAAAAUCCUGCUUCGGCUGCUCAAGUACCCAGAUGUCAUUCAGGAACUCAAGUUUGACGAGCACAACAAAUACUACAUCCGCCAUUACCUGUACACCCGAAAUAAGCCGGCCGACUACUUCAUCCUCAUCCUGCAGGGGAAGGUGGAGGUGGAGGCCGGGAAGGAGAACAUGAAGUUUGAGACAGGCGCCUUCUCCUACUAUGGGACCAUGGCCCUGUCCUCGCCCACCUCUGUGCCUUCAACCCAGGUCGGGUGUCCGCCUGGCAAGCGGAACUCCCUGCUCUCCUGGCUCUCAGGCUUUGCUCUUCAUUCUGUUGCUGCUGGUGUCUGCCUGCCAGGGGGAGGCAGCCGCCGGGCAUCAGAAGUGCGGCCCCGGGCAGAUGGCCCCGUGUGAAUGCUGUCUCUGCACUUGGCUAGCUAAAAUGCUUCCGGGAGCUGACUUCCUCUCAGUCUUUCAUUCCCUCUUGUGUAAUGGGAACAAUAGAUGUGCCCACUUCUUAGAAUUGUCAGGAGCAGUGAGAGACUGGGUAUGAAAUGUUCGGGUAGAGCUCAGUUUUUAUUCCUGUUUUUCUCUCGAUUACAACUAAACUGUGACAUUCCAGUCAGAAAGUAUUGAGGAAAAGGCCCAAUGCCACAUGCUGUUUCUGGCCUUUGAUACGUCACACUCCUGAGCCUUAGCCCAGGAUUGCUGGUAACUGUGUUGGUUGGCUCCGUUCACGGGACUCCCGUCCCACUUAAUGGAGGUGGCAGGGGGUAGCAAAAGGUGCUGGUCUCCCCAUCAGAAUUCUGGCCUGGCCUGGUGAGCCCUGAGGAGGUUAAGUGCAUUUAUAAGUGCCUUUGAGCUCCAGUCUCGGUGUGUAACUUAAAGAAGCUCCUGGGGCCCCAACAGUCCUAAACACCUAUCACCAGAGUCCAUCAUUUCCCAUUUUAUAUUCGUAGAGCUGGCUUUUUUUCUCCCUCUCCAUUGUACCAAAGCACACUUUUCUCUCGAUUCUCUUUAAAAAAAAAAAAAAAAAAAGUGAAAAGGUGACUUAGAAGUCACUCGUCCCUUUCAAACAGCCAGCUUUUGGUUGUGAUAGGAAGUGGGAAGCUGCUGGGGCGCCUGGGUGGCUCAGUUGGUUAAGCGACUGCCUUCGGCUCAGGUCAUGAUCCUGGAGUCCCGGGAUUGAGUCCCGCAUCGGGCUCCCUGCUCAGCGGGAGUCUGCUUCUCCCUCUCCCGCCUCUUGUGCUCUCUCUCUCUCUCACUCUCUCUUUCAAAUAAAUAAAAUCUUAAAAAAAAAAAAAAAAAAAAAAGGAAGUGGGAAGCUGCUAACGGCCUUUGAGUGGAUGACCUCUGUGGACCAUGCUGGUCUUCCUUGGCCAACACCGCAGCCCCCUUCUCUCUUCUGCGCUUGCUCUUGUUUCAUGGUGGCCAGGAGUUAAUGCAUCCAUGGCUUGGACCCUGCUGUUUUUACCUAAUACAGGCGCAGAGAUGCUUUUCCAUCAGCUUUCUGGUUGGAGCCACAGUGUUCCGCCAAGCACACGUGCCUUCAUUCGCUAUCCCCCCUUAUGGACAGUCUUUGGGGUCUGUGUUCUAAAUAACACCGUGACGUAAACCUCUUUACGAAAAAACUUUAUCUGUGCUUAAGAUUGUGUCCAUAGGAUAGCCUUUCAGAAAUAGAAUCACCAAGGCAUUUUUUACACAUUGAUUAUUCUGUUUUAUUUUAUUUUUUUAAGGUUUAAAUUCAUUAAUUUUUUAUUUUUUUGAGAGCGCGAGUGAGCGAGCGCAGGGGAGGGGCGGAGGGGGAGAGAGAAUCUUGAGCAGGCUCCAUAUCCAGUGUGGAGCCCAACGCUGGGCUCGAUCUCAUGACCCUGAGAUCAUGAUCUGAGCCGAAAUCACGAGUCAGAUGCUUAACCAUUGAGCCACCAGGGCGCCCCGGAUUUUAUUUUUAAGUAAUCUCCACACCCAGUGUGGGGCUCAAACUCACAACCUGGAGAUCAAGAGUCACACGCUCCACAGCCUAAGCCAACGAGGCUCCCCUCAUUGUUCUGUUUCAAUCAUAAAAGCAAUAUAGCUUAUUUAGAAAAUUGAGAAAAGGGGAAAAAGUCUUAAGAAAAUUAAGAAGUAUUGGGGUGCCUGGGUGGCGGAGUUGGUUAAGUGACCAACUCUUGGUUUCAGCUCAGGUCAUGAUCUCAGAGUCCUGGGAUCAAGGUCUGCGUUGGGCUCUGCGCUCAGUGUGAGUCUGCUUGAGAUUCUCUCCCUCUGCCCCUCCUGCUAGCGAUGUCUCUCUCUCCAUCUAAAAUAAAUAAAACUUUAAAAAAAAAAAAGAAAAUUAAGAAGUAUCAUAAUUUCAUUAUUCAGAAACAAAGGUUUCGUCUUUGGGUGUAUUUCUUUUUAGGGCCUCUAUUUUUAAAAGACCAUGUCACUAAUUUGUGUUGUUUCUAAAUUCAAUUUCUGGAGUGUUAAUAAGCAUUAAUUAAAAGCAUUCCAUCAUCUUCCAAAUGAUUAAUGUGAAAUAUUAGGUAAUAGCCAUAGUAUUUGUGUUUCUUUUCUAGAACUUCAUCAAAGGUGUUACUUGAGUUAGGAUAAGUGACACACGCACAUGAUCCUCUUAAUGAUUGUACACUGCCCAAUAAUAGACUAUCCAGACUAUAUUUUCCUAGUUUUAGGAAGGAAACUCAAAGACAGGGUAUUACUGAGUUCAAUCUCAGUUAAAGCUGUAUUGGUCACUCAGUCACCCAGAUUCAUUAUGUUAGCUCUCUUCGGAGAUGUUUGUUAAAAUAGCUAACUUAGUAGUUAGUUAGUAACUUAGUGCUCAACUAAGUAAAUAAGCUUAGUCCACUUCCUGUUUGCUUAAAAGAAGCCAGCAUGCCUUCACAAUUAACUUCUUGUGUAUUUCAUUGUUUUCUAAGUGUUCUCAAAAAUAAGAGCUAAUGAUGCACAGUAUGUGUACAGUUCCUUUCUGAAAAUAAGGAGUCUGCUCCUUCCUCAUUUGCGAUUGAGUCUUCCCCUGUUCCUGACAAGGGGCUGCAGGAGGCCUUGUUGCCCCUGGGGGAGGAGGCACCUCCACCACCACCCCAGACUUUGCCUCAGGGCAGGGGGACUUGGACCAGGCUGGAGGAGACAGCAGUGUGGGAGGCCUGGAGCUCUGGGAGCACAAGGCUCCUGGGAGAGGGACCGGCUGCCCCUGUCCCCCUUGUCAGACUGACGGGGGGUGGGGGGGGCAGCAGACACACGUGGGCAGGUCUGUUCCACAUAGAACAGGUCUUGUGCAGGGGCGCCCGGGUGGCUCAGUUGGUUAAGCAACUGCCUUCGGCUCAGGUCAUGAUCCUGGAGUCCCGGGAUCGAGUCCCGCAUCGGGCUCCCUGCUCGGCAGGGAUCCUGCUUCUGCCUCUGACCUCCCCCCUCUCAUGUGCUUGCUCUCUCUCAUUCUCUCUCUCUCAAAUAAAUAAAAUCUUAAAAAAAAAAAAAAAAAGAACAGGUCUUGUGCAGAACACACUUUUGACCUCUUGAAAGCAAGUUAAGAUGUGAAAAGGGCGUCAUGUUGAGAGGUCUGUGUGGAUGCGUUGUGAGAGGAUACAAGCUGUACGUUCUUCCUUUUAAUGUAAUUGACACGUAUGCAGCAUAUGUCCCUUGAUAACAAGCUGCUGUGGAGACAGGGACAGUGCCUGGUCUCCCGUGGAGGGGUAAUCACUGUGUUGCCCUUGACUGAUGACUUGUUGGGACAUGAGGGCUUCUGUAGACCUAAAUUUUGUGUUUUUGUUUUCUGCUUUGGUAGGCUUGUUAAUACUGCACAACACCUCUAAACAAACUAACUCAUUUGCUUUGAUGAGGUCAGACCUUCUGCAGUUGCAGCUUGUUUGUCCUUAAGAACUGUUCCAUUCCAGUGGGGGCCCCGCUCCCACGUGUCCACGGGACAGGUUAGACAAGAGGCUUUGAGGGGCACCGGGGGCUCCUGGCCUGACCGUG
Mirounga angustirostris (Northern elephant seal) is the source of this 5765-nucleotide messenger RNA. RefSeq names its product cyclin and CBS domain divalent metal cation transport mediator 4 (gene CNNM4). Gene Ontology annotation, molecular function: magnesium ion transmembrane transporter activity; sodium ion transmembrane transporter activity. The record is from RefSeq and is a predicted model, not a curated record. The coding region runs from base 102 to 2210 and encodes 702 amino acids. Gene Ontology annotation, cellular component: cytoplasm; plasma membrane. Gene Ontology annotation, biological process: intracellular manganese ion homeostasis; magnesium ion transport; magnesium ion homeostasis. NCBI's taxonomy places the organism in Eukaryota, Metazoa, Chordata, Mammalia, Carnivora, Phocidae. The transcript has 7 exons.